AUAUAGGCAACUAGUAAAACAUAAAUGAGAAGGUAAGAAGUUAAUUCUUCUAUUUUUUUCUGGAAAAUUUCCUAAAUAAAGGUAAAUAAGACAGGACAGACCGGAAAAUUACCUAAUUUUUAUUGUGCAUGGUGCUGCAUUUCUAAAGUAACUUGUGAUUUUUUCGUAAAGUUUACGUUUAUAAUCGUUUGGUCUUCUCAUUUUGUGUUUGUUCUAGAAUUUGAUCCUAACGAGAUUUGACACUCGUCGAGCUUUUUAAACAAAAUCAAAACAAGUCAGUUGGAGGAAUCAUUUCAUCAUGGCAUUAAUGUUGGCAAGCAGAAUUUGUCAAGCGCCUGCUAUAAAAAGAAGCUUUAUAAAGCAACUACCAGCUCGUGCUUUUACACGAACAUAUGCAAAUGAAGGCAGAGAUGCCCUGGCUAGAGAAGCCAGGCGUAAGGCUACUUUGAAGGAAAAGGCUAUGGCACCUGCUGGAGAGACAGCUUUCAGUCUUGGAAAAGGUGCCGUAGCUGGUGCAUCAGUUGUUGGCAUUGGAGCGCUUUGUUAUUAUGGCGUUGCUUCUGGUCAUGGUGCCAGUACUUUAGAUCAAGCACAUAUGUGGCCACAAUAUGUGAAAGAUCGUAUUAAAACAACAUAUAUGUAUUUUGGAAGCUCGAUUGCUGUUACUGCUGCCAGUGCAGCGGCAGCAUUUAGAUCUCCAGCUGUCAUGAAUUUGGUAACAAGAAAUGGUUUUAUAGGCAUUGCUGUAAGUUUGGCAGCUAUUAUUGGAACUGGCAUGCUUGCUCAGGGAAUUGAAUAUAGCCCAGGUUUCGGCCCCAAACAAAUGGCUUGGAUAUUACAUGCUAGCGUCAUGGGUGCUAUGAUAGCACCAUUGUGUAUACUGGGUGGUCCAAUUUUAAUUAGAGCUGCAUGGUAUACAGCUGGUGUAGUCGGUGGAUUGAGCACUAUUGCAGUUUGUGCUCCUAGCGAUAAAUUUUUGUAUAUGGGUGGACCACUAGCCAUGGGCUUAGGAGUGGUGUUCUGCAGCUCCAUUGGAUCCAUGUUUUUGCCUCCAACAACAGCAUUAGGUGCUGGAUUAUACUCAAUUUCUCUCUAUGGCGGACUUUUGCUAUUUUCCGCAUUUUUAUUGUACGACACUCAAAGAAUUAUAGCUCAAGCUGAAAGGUACCCAAUGAACCCUGAAUUACACGGUGUACGGCCUUAUGAUCCGAUAAACAGUGCAAUUCAAAUAUACAUGGACGUGCUAAAUAUUUUCAUAAGAAUUGCUAUAAUGUUAUCUAGCAGUGGCCAAGGAAAAUGAUAGAGUAUAAUAGAAAUUUUGAAGAUACGCUUACGAAAUAUUCAGUUUCAAUUUCCAUUUAUUUGGAUACCCUCAACAUAUUCAUCAGAAUUGUAACUAUGCUGGCUAUGGGCGGAAACCAGAGGAGAAAAUAAAUAUCUAGAUUUCGUUUUGUAAUUUUCCUUAUAUUGUUAAUAAAUUAAUGAUAAUUUAA
Messenger RNA from Sitophilus oryzae (rice weevil), 1493 nucleotides. Its product is annotated as growth hormone-inducible transmembrane protein-like. Lineage: Eukaryota; Metazoa; Arthropoda; Insecta; Coleoptera; Curculionidae. Bases 299 to 1300 code for a protein of 333 amino acids. The record is from RefSeq and is a predicted model, not a curated record. Gene Ontology annotation, cellular component: mitochondrial inner membrane. The transcript is spliced from 10 exons.